Molecule: messenger RNA, 1962 nt
Organism: Coprinopsis cinerea okayama7#130
Lineage: Eukaryota; Fungi; Basidiomycota; Agaricomycetes; Agaricales; Psathyrellaceae
Exons: 1
Coding region: 1-1962 (653 amino acids)
Source: RefSeq, a predicted model, not a curated record
AUGAACGCCAACAUCGACUUCGAUAUCACCGACAUCCUGACAGACGCUCAAGGCCAGAUACCCCAGGACCAUCUUGACAAUCUCCUGGCGAGACAGGCAGAAGCGCGACAUGCCCUUGAAGACCAAAUGCGCAAAGCCCAGGCGAUGCUCGCAACUUUGCGCAAAAGGCGGGACGAACACGUCAAAACCUAUAAGGAAGUUUCUGGACAAGCGAAAAGACUCAAAGAGGAGGCUUUCAAGUUGCUUUUAGAGGAGAAAGAGGACCUGGACCGCAAAAUCGAGGCUAGACAAAAUGCACGAAAGGUCGACGCAGGCCAGAGCAUACCUGACGCCGACGGGUCCGGUGGAAAGUCCGGUUCUGAUAAAGUACUAAAAUUCUUGAUUGCCCGCCGACACGACGUCCAAGCUCACAUCGACAGUCUCACCAAUCCCGGAUUCCACCGCCUCCCUCCAGAGAUCCUCCAGCAGAUUUUCCUGCACGUUACCUUUUCACCCAUACGCAGGACGAAGAGUCCGGAGACCUUCAGUGUUGGCGAGAGCUACUCGCCUACACCCAUCUCUGCCUCUUACCACGGGGCACCGUUGGUGCUAACUCGGGUCUCCAGGACGUGGAGAUCGUUGGCAAUUGGCAUGCCUGAGCUAUGGUCCUCUAUCUCUGUACGUGUUACAGAGGAGAUCGGCUCGGAGGGCAAGUGUCGACCACCCCUUCCUGUCUUGGAAGAAUGGAUCAAGAGGUCGGGCACGCGACCUCUUGUCUUCGAGAUCCUCCAAUCGGCCGCAGACAGGGUGGACUCGCUAACGGCAUCUCCGAGCAUCGAGCCCGUCCCGGACUUUGAAGGACUGGCAGAGAGCAGUAUGUUUGAAAAGGCUCUGAAGUUAUUCCUUCCACACUACGCUCGAUGGCAGGCUGCUCGCUUUAGGACGAUGGUCGAGAGCGAUGAAGGCCUAUUCCGGGACCUACCUUCAGACGCGUCAUAUCCCUUGCUACAGGAUUUGCACAUAGAUAGGGACAUGUGGGACCCGUUGAGUUCUCCCACUGAUGUCGAGCGAAUCGUCGCUAUGUUGUGCAACUCCCCUCGCCUUGUAUCCAUCCGAUGGGGCUCCCGGUGGAUCGGGCCAUUUGCACAGGAACUUCCCUUCGGACAGCUGCACUCAUUCAGAUUGCAACCGAUCAUCUCCUCUCAACGAUUCCGCGAUAUUCUGACCGAAUCCCCGCAACUGCGUUCUCUUGUAGUCCGUGUUUACUUGGGUGUCACGUCCGACAAUGAUCCCGAGAACCCAGACGCGGCCCCUGCACAACCACUUCACCUCCCCAAUCUUGUCGAAUUGAAGCUUGCCUACGAAGGCUUGGAGAUCAACCUGAAAACCUUCCUGGCGACCACCACCAUGCCCAAUCUUACAUCGCUUACUCUCAAUGCGGAAACGAUUGGAAUCGGCACUCAUCUUUGGCCAGAACAAGAAUUCCUCUCGUUUGUCCACCGUUCUGGAUGCCAACUCGAGUACCUGGUCCUCCACAACUUCGACUUUAAUGAGGACCAGGUCCUUGAAGUGCUGAAGGUCGUUUCCAAAACACUGUGUUACCUCUCCAUCCAGAAUGAUCGCCAGGUCAGUGGGUUCAUGAAGGACAAGGUGCUCAAGGCCCUCGAAGUUCCAUACGACGAUCACACGAAUGCGCUCCUUCCCGCGGACAUCGAUCCAUCCCCUUCCACCACCAUCACUCUUCCCGAAAUCUUGUGCCCGAAACUCGAAUACCUCAAUCUCUGGAACACCAUCGGCUCCACGGAUGGUGCGGUUUCGGAUAUGGUGGCCAGUCGACGACACUUUGCUCAUCCACUUGGGGUGGCGAGAUUGUCGAUAGUCAUCGUCACGUUUAGCGAUUUGAACGAACAUCGGCGGGAUAUUGAAAUGUUCGACACGCUGAAUGAAGAAGGACAGUGGGGUAUUACUUAUAUUGCGACCUAA